AUGUACCCACAAGAAAGGAGGUUAUUUGAGAGGUUAUCAACUCUGGUCUCCUCCACCACCUUACUCUGGUCACCUCCACCACCUUACUCUGGUCACCUCCACCACAAUUCACUGGUCACCCUCAUCACCGUACUCUGGUCACCUCCACCACCUUACACUGGUCACCUCCACCACCUUACUCUGGUCACCUCCACCACCUUACACUGGUCACCUCAACCACCUUACUCUGGUCACCUCCACCACCUAACACUGGUCACCUCAACCACUUUACUCUGGUCACUUCCACCACCUUACUCUGGUCACCUCCACAACCUUACUCUGGUCACCUCCACCACCUUACUCUGGUCACCUCCACCACCUUACUCUGGUCACCUCCACCACCUUACAGUGGUCACCUCCACCACCUUACAGUGGUCACCUCCACCACCUUACAGUGGUCACCUCCACCACCUUACAUUGGUCACCUCCACCACCUUACUCUGGUCACCUCCACCACCUAACACUGGUCACCUCCACCACCUUACUCUGGUCACCUCCACCACCUUACAUUGGUCACCUCCACCACCUUACACUGGUCACCUCCACCACCUUACAUUGGUCACCUCCACCACCUUACAGUGGUCACCUCCACCACCUUACACUUGUCACCUCCACCACCUUACUCUGGUCACCUCCACCACCUUACUCUGGUCACCUCCACCACCUAACACUGGUCACCUCCACCACCUUACUCUGGUCACCUCCACCACCUUACAUUGGUCACCUCCACCACCUUACACUGGUCACCUCCACCACCUUACAUUGGUCACCUCCACCACCUUACAGUGGUCACCUCCACCACCUUACAGUGGUCACCUCCACCACCUUACAUUGGUCACCUCCACCACCUUACAGUGGUCACCUCCACCACCUUACACUUGUCACCUCCACCACCUUACUCUGGUCACCUCCACCACCUUACUCUGGUCACCUCCACCACCUUACACUGGUCACCUCCACCACCUUACUCUGGUCACCUCCACCACCUUACUCUGGUCACCUCCACCACCUUACACUGGUCACCUCCACCACCUUACAGUGGUCACCUCCACCACCUUACAUUGGUCACCUCCACCACCUUACACUGGUCACCUCCACCACCUUACACCUCCACCACCUUACACUGGUCACCUCCACCACCUUACAGUGGUCACCUCCACCACCUUACAGUGGUCACCUCCACCACCUUACAGGGUCACCUCCACCACCUUACAGUGGUCACCUCCACCACCUUACAUUGGUCACCUCCACCACCUUACAGUGGUCACCUCCACCACCUUACACUGGUCACCUCCACCACCUUACUCUGGUCACCUCCACCACCUUACUCUGGUCACCUCCACCACCUUACACUUGUCACCUCCACCACCUUACUCUGGUCACCUCCACCACCUUACUCUGGUCACCUCCACCACCUAA
This is a messenger RNA of Ylistrum balloti, 1458 nucleotides long. Its product is annotated as mucin-2-like. The transcript has a single exon. NCBI's taxonomy places the organism in Eukaryota, Metazoa, Mollusca, Bivalvia, Pectinida, Pectinidae. Gene Ontology annotation, molecular function: protein binding. The record is from RefSeq and is a predicted model, not a curated record. Bases 1 to 1458 code for a protein of 485 amino acids.